AUGAUGAAACUACUACCACUACUACUGCUAACCAUCUCCUUACCAUGGACGACGCAAGCCUUUGCUCCCAUGAAGGGCGUCUCGGUUACGUCGGUGGCGACCGGCGAAGCAAUCGAUUUGGGCGAAUACAUGGGACAAGGAGAUGCUCGAACCAUGGUGGUUUUUGGGACCUACGCUGCCGAUUUUAAUGCCAUUGAAUAUGCGCAACGAUUGCGCUAUUAUCUCCCCAAACUGAACGAAAAAUGCGGCAUUUCCAACUUUGCCCUCAUUCUCAACGCCAAUGCCGAUGCUGCCAAGGCCAUGACGGAACAAGUGGAUUUGCCCACCGAUGCUUCAUCAGCAUCUGGAGAUGACGUAUCCGUCACUCUGCUGGUGGAUAAACUGGGCAACGCCGGUCGAAAAUUUGGAGUCGGCCAAGGAUGGUUGCCCGAUAAUGAAGAUGUCAAUCCCUAUCUCAAAUUGUUUGGCAUGUUGUGGGGGCUCGGUGCCUGGGCCACGUUGCCCGCGGUCAUUGGAGGAUACAUUGGCAAUCCCUUUGAGGGACAACCCUGGAUUGAAGAUGCAUUGGCCGUGGGACAGAAAAAGGGACGAUGGCCCGACAAUGCGCUCGAGAUUAGUAGUGGAGGCACCGUUGUCAACAAAUUCAGCGAGUUGCCUUUGGUGGGAGAAUGGCCACGACGGCCCCUCGAAUUGGCAACCUUGCGAUUGCAGAGUAUGAUGGGAAUUUCCAUAUCCAAAUGGAAGGAAUUAGCACCUGAUGAAGAAGCAUUAGACGCCGGUGUGUUGACACAGUUGGGAGGAUGCUUGGUCGUAGAUUCGAAAACAGGAGAAACACUCUAUGAAUGGAAGGAUCCUGGAAUUUGUGCAGUCACAAACUUUGAAGAAGUACUGAAAAAGCUAAGCUGA
This is a messenger RNA of Seminavis robusta, 906 nucleotides long. Lineage: Eukaryota; Bacillariophyta; Bacillariophyceae; Naviculales; Naviculaceae. The record is from the annotation of a GenBank genome assembly.